Labeo rohita (rohu) is the source of this 3840-nucleotide messenger RNA. RefSeq names its product neurexophilin-2. Bases 291 to 1175 code for a protein of 294 amino acids. NCBI's taxonomy places the organism in Eukaryota, Metazoa, Chordata, Actinopteri, Cypriniformes, Cyprinidae. The record is from RefSeq and is a predicted model, not a curated record. Gene Ontology annotation, molecular function: signaling receptor binding. The transcript has 2 exons.
UAAUGAGGGCAUUAGGCGCGAACGCCAGCUGACAGCACAAGUUGCCACCGUUCCCACGCCAACUUUUCACCUCCGUAAACCCGCGAAUGGAUGUGCACUUCACUAAUGACAAGGACUCCAAGAGCUGAACCUCCCUGGCUGCCCUAAUAACUCUGGUUUAUUCGCACAGUCAGUUAAACCACCUGCCUCGAGUUCUUUCCUCUCGGAUGUUUUCUGGUCGCUGAUUUGCUCCGGUAUAUGUUUACUCAACGGGACUAGUGUUCUCUCGGAGGUCGCGAACGAAAGGUGCGAUGAGGCUGCUCUGCUGGAGCGUUCUGCUGCUCAUCCAAUGGAUUCUAAGAAAGGUGCACGGUUUGGAGAAACAGGUGGGCAAAUCUCUGGAUUACCUGGAGCAGGGACCGUCCGGCACAGUCCUCAAGAGCCUCCCGUAUGGAGUUCCGGCAGGAGGAGGAGGAGGAGGAGGAGCGGCUCCUUCAGGAGGCGUCAAACCUCCGUACCAGACGUCCAGGAUAUUCUCCACGAUGGACCACACGCCCAUGAAGCCCAAACCGCCCACCUUCGGCAUCCAGAACCCGUACGAAUGGCUGCGAAACCAGUCGCAGCUCCUGGACCAAACGGGCUACCGUCCCAAACGCAAACCCUCCCUGAAAACCUCCAUGAAGACUAAGAAGAUCUUCGGCUGGGGCGACUUCUACUUCAACGUCAAGACGCUCAAGUUCAGCCUGCUGGUGACGGGCAAGAUCGUGGACCACGUCAACGGGACGUUCACCGUCUAUUUCCGCCACAACUCCUCCAGCCUGGGGAACGUGUCGGUGAGCAUCGUCCCGCCGUCCAAAGUGGUGGAGUUCGAGGUUCUCCAGCAGCAGAACCCGCUUCACCCGGAGAUCCAGUUCCACCAGCCGCACCAGUCCACCAUCGACCCCAAAGACAUCAAAACCUUCAACUGCCGCGUCGAGUACGAGAAGACGGACCGCUCCAAGAAGCCCAAACCCUGCCUGUACGACCCGUCCCAGACCUGCUUCACCGAAAACACCCAGUCGCACUCGUCCUGGCUCUGCGCCAAACCCUUCAAAGUCAUCUGCAUCUUCAUCUCCUUCUUCAGCAUCGACUACAAGCUGGUGCAGAAGGUCUGUCCGGACUACAACUUUCAGAGCGAACAUCCGUAUUUCGGAUGAAGCUCGCGACGUGCUGACGUGUGGCUGGGACUUCACGAGGCGUUUUCCAUCCACCUUUUCUUUGUAUAUAGAAAGAACCGCCCUGAUCCCUGCUCUUAAUCUUGAGUUAUUUCUUGCUUUCGUCCGUUUUCGUCCGUCGACUGUUAGACCAACAGGGAACGUGUCGUUUUUCUACCGAUCCCGCGUACGUAUUUCAGAACGGAAACUGACGCAGAGACGAAAACCAGCGCUUGGUUUCUUCAGAUCCUUCACUGGCGUCUAAUGACAAACCUGUUAACGGUCUGAUCAGGGUUUCACUGACUAAUAAAUGAGGCCGCUAGUUAAAGUCAACAUGCCAUCAGACUUGGAUGAUGAUGAUGAUGAUGAAAAUAUAGAGUUUCAAUAACAGAUGGAUGAAAAAUAUUGAUUUUUGAUGGCAGUCGUGAAGGAAGGUGAUGAAGACAAACAUUUAUUUUCUUUAGAAUGAGCGAUGAGUCAACCAGGAACAUUAAUUAGUUAUGACUUCACGGAAAUAUGAUGAUGAACAAAAUCUUGGUAUUCGUUUGAGAAAAUUAGAACAUUUUAUUGAAGCAGAACCUCUUUUACAGUGUAAAACAAAAGUAGUUGUUUCAACUUCAUUUUUUACCCAGCUGACUUACGAUUUUUAGUUUAGUCAACUUAAAUAUUCCAGUCACUUAAAUUAACAUUAAGCGACUAAAAAAUUCAAGUUGACUGAACUAAAAAUGUUAAAGAAGUGGGUAACAAAUUAUAUUGAAACUUUUUGAAAGUUUUUUUUUUUUUUUUACAGUGUAAGAUUUUUCCCUUAAACUACAUUCUUAAAAAUAAAGGUUCCUUUUGGUUCCUCAAAGAACAUUUUCAAAGUUUCAAAUGUUUCAAAGAACAUUUUAAUGAUCUAAAGAAACCUGUAUUUUUUUUCCAUGGACAUUAGAUGUUCUUCAUGUAAUUAUCAGCUUUAUUUUGAAGAGUAAAGAGCCAUUUUUGGUUCCUCAAAGUAGCUUUCAGUGAUCAGAUCUUAAAAGAACUUUUUGUUUGAGUGUGAAGAACAUUAUAAAGAACCUGUAUUGGUUCCAUGGAUGUUAAUGGAACGGAACCAUAAUUCUUCGUGGAACUAUCAACUUCAUUUUAAAGUUGCACACUGAGUCUGAGAUUUUUGUAUGUGUUUUUGUCAUAUUCGUCAAAAUUCGUCACGCACAGAGCCUCAAGGUGUCAAAACACCUCUCAAAACGUUUGCCACAGAUGUGAAAACGCAGAAUAUUUAAACCAGUCCAAAUUUUUUUAUGACGGACGAAAGUUUCAUAAGAAGUGUGUAAAGGUGAUUGCAUACUGAGCCGGAAAUUUCAUUUGCAUUGCAUGCAUUUUUCCCAUUUUUGUAUUUGUCAUCUUUUUUUCUAUCAGAAGGCUUACUACAGAUGCAAAAACACAGGAAAUCGAACCUAAUCCAAAUUUUUUUGUGACAGACGAAAGUUUCGGAGGCAGUGUGUAAAUGUGAGGUUGUAUUUAUUUUUUUGCAAAAAUUUCAGACGAGAAUUUCGGACUUAAAGUACCAUUUUUGGUUCCUCAAAGAACCUUUCAGUGAUCAGAUCUUAAAAGAAGCAGCAUUUUGUCUUAGUCCGAAGAGCAUUUUAAUGAUCUAAAGAACCGUUUUAGACUAUAAAGAGCCUGUAUUUGUUCUGUGGAUGUUAAUGGUUCUUCAUGGAACUAUCAACUUUAUUUUGUCUGAAAUGUUCAUAUUUGUCAAAACAGCUCUCAGAAUGUUUGCUACAGAUGCGAAACGGAGAAACUUCAAACCAGUCCAAUUUUUUUUAUGACGGAAGAAAGUUUCAGAGUCAGUGUGUAAAGGUCACUGCAUACUGAGUCCGAAAUUUUCAUAUGUAUUUGUCUUUUCGUAUUUGUCAUCCUUUCCUAUCAAAAGGCUUGCUACGGAUGCAGAAACACAGAAAACUGGACCUAAUCAGAAUUUUUUUGUGACACGAAAAUUUCGGAGGCAGUGUGUAAGCGUGAUUGACACAAUGUGAGGUUGUAUUAAUUUUUUUCAGAUGAGAACCUUUUUGGUUCCUCAACCUUUCAGUGAUCAGUUCUUAAAAUAAGAAGCAUUUUUCCUUAGUCGGAAGAGCAUUUCAUUGACCAUGGAUUCCAAUAACGAACCUUUAUUUUGAAGAGUGUAGCUCCAUGUCCAGAUUCAUCAGCAGAAGCUCCACAGCUUUCAGGUUAAACAGAUUACUUGAGUCAUUGUGGGUUUAAAACCAGGUUUAAUGUUGAAAACACUGAGCAGGAAAAACCUGCGGGAACUCUGUGUGUGAGAGAAUAAUAAACAGAUCCAAAUGAAUGUAUUUAACAGAAUGUUAUCCACCCCCGUAUGAAUUACCUUUAUAUAUGAUGAAAUUAAAGACAUAUCUAUUUACUCUGAAUAAAGCUUGAAGAGACACAGAGACAAAUAUAUGGGUGAGACGCUGACGCAGAUGGAAUGAUUUCCCGUCUCAUUCUCCUUUACUUUCCCUGUCUUGUUUUUCAAGUCGAGCACCGAACGGAAGCGUCUUUCUUUAUUUUUGGACACCGAUCAGUCUGUGAAUCCGAGGCCGUCAGAGAUAUGAGAGGAACGCAGCAGUUCUGUGAUUAAAGUAUUGCUUGAUGACGUGUAUAGUAUACAUGGGGGAAAUUGUGUGUA